Messenger RNA from Parnassius apollo (apollo), 213 nucleotides. The record is from the annotation of a GenBank genome assembly. NCBI's taxonomy places the organism in Eukaryota, Metazoa, Arthropoda, Insecta, Lepidoptera, Papilionidae.
AUGUUUGAAAGAGGUUUCAACACCUCGUUCUCUGUUAACAUUUCUAACGAUAGAUUGCCUAUGAAUAUGACAGUUUGUGAAGUGAAAACAAUCAGCCAUUGUGAUUUUACGUUCCUUACUCGCAAAAUAAGUCAGUCACAGUCACUCAGUCUUACACAGUCGACGAGUGAAAACGGACAUCAAUGCGUCAGCGGCUCGAGCAGUGUCGUCUGA